AUGAAUCUGAUGCCUUUGUCUGUAUUCAAAAGACUUGGUUUGGGGGAGGCUAGUCCUACAACAUUUACAUUACAGCUUGCAUAUCAUUCAGUUAAACACCCCAGAGGAAUCAUAGAGGAUGUCCUUGUUAAAGUGGACAAAUUCAUCUUUCCGAUAGAUUUCAUAGUAUUGGAUAUGGAAGAAGAUGAAAAUGUCCCAAUCAUUUUGGGAAGGCCAUUUUUAGCUACUGGGCAGGCUUUAAUUGAUGUUCAAAAGGGGGAACUAACACUUCGAGUCCAGGGUGAAGAAGUAGUAUUCAAUGUGUUUAAGGCCUUAAAGUUUGCAAAUGUAAAUGAUAGUUGUUUUAAAGUUGAUAUGGUAGAGAAAGCAGUGGCAGAAAUCAAUCUCACAGUUGAUACACUUCAGAAGAGUUUGACAAUUGAUGAUAUGGAUGCUGAAUUAGACAGUGAGGUCCAAGAGUGUGUACAGUGGAUGAAUUCUAAAGGGCCAAUAUAUAAUCGAAAAUAUGAAGAUUUAGGCCAAGGACCUGAAAGACCAAUACCAUCAGUUCAGAAACCUCCAGAGUUGGAAUUGAAUACAUUGCCAGUACAUCUUCGAUAUGCUUUUCUGGGUGAGAAGGAGACUUUACCAAUCAUUGUGUCUUCUUCUCUUUCUAAUGAGGAGAUGGAAAAACUGUUAAGGGUGUGA
Humulus lupulus (European hop) is the source of this 687-nucleotide messenger RNA. RefSeq lists its product as uncharacterized. The coding region runs from base 1 to 687 and encodes 228 amino acids. The transcript has a single exon. The record is from RefSeq and is a predicted model, not a curated record. NCBI's taxonomy places the organism in Eukaryota, Viridiplantae, Streptophyta, Magnoliopsida, Rosales, Cannabaceae.